CAGUUAAGAUGCAGCUUCUCUCCAGGUCUUUCUCUGAAGACAUCAGGGUGAAGAGUUUGUUUUUUUUAAAAGAGCAGUCGGUUUCAUCACGAGCUUCCCGGACGGCCGCUUCCUGUUUUGAUGGGCACAGGUGACCACGGUUUUCCACUUGUGUCGCUAUAAACAUUAUUCACGCUGAUCACAGCGAUACGUCGGGCCACAUCUGGGUAUAAUUACAGCUUCCGUAUACACGUCGACAUCCUGGAGACCGACCAUGAUGAAGGACUCCCAGGGGAGAGAGGGAUGUCUCCUGACGGUCUGAUUUAGAUUUUUUUUUAUUAUUUUAUUAAUUAUCAAUCACAGAAAUCAAGCUUGCAUUUUAAAUCCUGAAUCACCGCGAUGAAAUGUGGAUGUUUCCGAAGAUGACUUGUGUACUGAUAUGUUUGUGUGGUUACUGUGGUUUCAGUCGUGUGUCACCAAAUGGGUGCGCGGCCCGGCCACAGGUGUCAUGUGACCUGUAGUAUUCAGAUUCCAGCGUUGAGCUUCAUCCUGCUUUAACACAGUCGGAAAAGUUUCUUUAAACGACUUAAAGUUGUUAGAAUAAACAAAGACAACAACUGAGGAUUAAAUAGGAAGUUUUUCUUUGGUUUUUUGGGGGUUUUUUUGUUGUUGUUGUAAUAUUUCCAUCCCAUUGGUGAGUCAUAUGAAAUCUGGUGUCAGCAGAUGAUUUUAAGAAUGAAAAAGUAGAAGUUGUGGUGACUGUUUUUGACCAACUCACCUCCGGACCAGUCACACAGUCUGUGACUCACUGGUUCUGGUAGGAAGUGUUGGGCAGUCCUCUCUCUGUCCUGACGUCUUCUUUUUCUCUGGACAUUUGUGCGCGAGUCUUUUUUUCUUUUUUUUUUUUCUUCUCUCUUUUAUUUCUGGGACAGGAACAACAAUGGUUAUAAAGCGUUGGCAACAGCAGUAACAGGAAGUUUGGACUUCUGAAGAGACAUAAUGAAUUGGUUCCCCAGAGCACAAUAACAGGCUGUAAUUCUUGUUUUGUUUUGUUAUUAUUUUGGGGACUUCCUGUCGGUUUAUCUUCUGUGUUUGUCCGUGGAUGUUGUGAUGCCUCUGCAGAAGAUGGAGCACAGCUCGUGCACGGAGGAUCGUAUCCAGCAUGUCCUCGAGCGUUGCCUCUGCGACCUGGGUCUCAACACUCCUGACAAACAGCUGUGGAACGCCGGCCUGUGCAUUAACCGCUGGUGUUUGGAGGAACUUGUGAAGAGAGAUCCCCACAACUUCCUCAUCCUUCUACAGAAAAUACUGAGGAAAACAAAAGAGGUGCUCGAGCAGUGUCGGUAUGAACUGGUGGUGCCCCUCUCUCUCCUCUUCUCUUCAACCCUGCUAAAAGCUCCUCACGUGGCUCCAGACAGUGGCGUCCUGCAGGAGGCCUACCUGUUGUUCCAUAGUUUCCUGUCCUGGCCGGAGCCCUGCUGCUCUGCCAGUAAACGCCUGCUACAUAUCAUCCAGCAGGAGCUCCGAGCACCAGGUAUUUCAUUUCAAAGACUGGUGAGGACAGAGCAGGGGUCCUCCCCCGAGGUUCACAGCUCUAAAACCGUGACGGUGCUGUUAGUGAACCCAGAUGAGGACGUCCCUCCAGAGGUGCAGUCUGUCUCCGAGAAGCUGAGUAGCACCCAGCCCUGCAACAGGGAUGUCACCGUCACCCUCAUCCGGCACAGCUUUCAGGCUGCUCUGGGCACCAAACACGACCUGCAGGCACUAAACACUACUCUGCAGACGAAGCGGCCCGAGGAGCUGGAGCAGCUCCUGGAGGAAGUGACUGAGAGCAUGGAGAUCGCAGCCUCCGCAGCAGAUCUCUGCGCGGCGAGACGGGGUCUAACGAACAGCUUGGAGAGGCUUAGAGAAAGCUUUGGUGUUCCUGUUCCUGCCGAUGGCUCUCCAGACACGGGGACUGUGGAGACUUUCAUGCUGCCUCUCCCCAAAUGUCACACAUGUUCUUGGGAGAACGACAACUUUGAUAUUCUGAACGACGUCCUCACAAGUGAGUCGGACCUGGAUUCAACUGAAGACUGUUUCCUGAAAUCAGAAAUCGAAGAGGAUUAUAACAACGACACCAGUGUGGAUGAGGAAGACGAGCUGGAGGGAAACAAAGGGGACCACGACUUUCAAAACCACCGCAUCUCCACAGCAUCCUCUUCCUCCAGGGACUCCGGCUACUCCCUGUCCUCCAGCUGGUCUGUGCCGUCCGCCUCAUCGGGUGUGGAAAGUGACUUCAGUGGACUUGAGGACACGGUGCAUGAGGACACGGAGGAGGGACAAGACAGCCAACCAAAACCCAGAAAGAAACCCAAGAAGAAGUCCAGAUCCAUGUUAGGCGUGGACCGCCUCUCCAUGCUUUUCAAGAAUCCCCGCAGCCCGAGCGUCUGCCGCCGCGUCCAGAGCAUGGGCUACCGUAGCGAUUUCACCAAAGACCUUCAAAGGACCGGGUCGAUGCUCAAACACGCCAGGUCCAGACAGGUCCGCCCUCUGCAGGCGUCCACUGCCGCCUUAGACCCCCUCUCCCCCCAGAAGCACAUGUGUGUCCGCAGGAGGCCGAUCCUGAGCUGCGACGAGGGCGAUGUGGCGGAGGCGCCUACCCUUGUCAAGGUGGUGGUGUUUGGAGGCGACAAAGAGGCCGGCAGGUUAGCCAGGGCGUACAGCGACCUGCAGCGGAAAGAGAGGAAAUGUCCCCGACUCACCAAGACGUGCAAGCUGCAGUUUUAUUUUGUACCCACCAAGAGACGAACAACAGGAAGUCCAGGACACACACCAACUGAGGGGCAGACAGGAAGUUCAAGCAGAGCCGCAGCGUCCGUGGAGUCUAAUGAGCUGGUGGUGGAGGACAGUAACACACACAUCGCCCAGAUGUUGGGGAUGAUGGAUCCCUGGUACGAGCGAAACGUCCUCAGUCUGCUCAGUUUGUCCUCUGACGUCCUUUGUCAGACUGCCUGUAAGGAGGGGGGUGUCUCAGAGGGCGGUGGCAGCGUGGAGCGUCUCCCCCUGCUGGCCGACAUGGUGCUUUACUACUGCAGACAUGCAGACCAGCCCGUCCUGGUGCAGCUCUACCAGGCUGAGCUGACCCUGGCAGGAGGGGAGAGGAGACGGGAAGUGUUCAUUCACUCUCUGGAGCUCGGACACUCCGCUGGAACCAGAGCUGUUAAAGCCAUGGGUGCAGCCAGCAAAAGGUUUGGAAUCAAUGAGGAACGAGAGGCUGUCCCUUUAACACUAAGUGUUGCCUACAACAAGGUGGCUGUUAGUGGGAGGAGCCAGUGGAUCGAGGCGGAGAUUGACUGCACGUCAAUUAAUCUUUACAAAGCCUGCAGGAAGCCGGAGCAUCUGUGUGACGAUUCAAGAAUAGAAAGUCUGCAGCUGACAAUCACAGAGGUCCUGAAGAGGCAGUGCUCCAAGUCUAAAAAGUGCCACAACCAGCACAUCUCGAUCUCAGAGGCGAAGGUGGACAAGGUGCAGGUGAACGGCGGAGGCGACGGGACGACUUUUGCCGUGUGUCUGGAUCAGGAUGAGAAGAAGUUCAUCCAGAGUGUGACCAGGUGUGAGGUGUCUCUGUGCUGUAAACCAGGAAGCAGCUCAGACUGGAGGUCCUACAAGCCUUUACCAGGACAAGUCCAGCCUCUGCACCCGUCCUACUGCUCUCUGCUCUGCCUUCCCAUCACCUCCUUCUCUGCCUCGUAUUCCUGACACACUUACACGCGUUACAUGUUACUUAACACAUGGAUGUUUAAACCAAAGCAGCACGGGAUGCAGAACAUAGAUACUGAGUAACACCUGAAAAUGACAGGGCUGCGCAGUACUAACGACGACCUACCGUAUUUUACUGGUUUGUCCAACAUCAAGGUGUGUCACACUGUUUCCAGCUUCCUCCUCUACUGUCCGUCUUACUGUGUAUUAACUGAUGUUGUUGUUCUCGCGUGGAGGAUUUUCUCAGGGUCAGAUCACUUGUCAAAUAUGUCAAUUAUCGGCUGUCAGCAGCAUAAAACUGAUUACUUGAUUACUAUUGUGUACGUUGUAUUGAUCCAUGACUCUUUGUUAAAGAAAUGUCUAAUAAAAUGAGCUAUUUAUUUUACAGUGAUAGCAGUUAAAAUACAUUUUUAUAUGUUUUUAAAAUGGCUUUUUGUUGUUUUCUUUUUUUUGUCACACGGUUGAAAUAAAAUCAUUUUUCAUUCA
Seriola aureovittata is the source of this 4206-nucleotide messenger RNA. RefSeq names its product phosphoinositide 3-kinase regulatory subunit 5-like. The transcript is spliced from 17 exons. Gene Ontology annotation, molecular function: 1-phosphatidylinositol-3-kinase regulator activity. The coding region runs from base 1090 to 3720 and encodes 876 amino acids. Gene Ontology annotation, biological process: G protein-coupled receptor signaling pathway; positive regulation of MAP kinase activity. Gene Ontology annotation, cellular component: phosphatidylinositol 3-kinase complex, class IB. The record is from RefSeq and is a predicted model, not a curated record. NCBI's taxonomy places the organism in Eukaryota, Metazoa, Chordata, Actinopteri, Carangiformes, Carangidae.